UCCCAAUGGGUGGGAUCUCGGGGCGGGGCUCACCGAGGGGCGGGGAAGGACGGGGUGCGGGGAGGAGGUUGCAGAAGGAGCUGAGCGACUGCUGCUCAAUGGCGGAAAAGCCGCCGGUGCUUUGACCGCCUCUUCCCCCUAGCAGUUGCGGGGGAGUUUCCUGCCCGCGCGGCUGGAGUCUCUGUUUCUCAAGGUUUGGUGGCUGGAAGAUGCUCCAGAGAGACGAGGCUGAGACGGAGGAGGUGGCGGCGGCCGAAUCGGCAACGGCGCUAGGGUGGAGAGAAGGCGGCAGCGGCGGCGGCGGCGGCGUGCGGGGCCCGACGGUGUAAACAGCCCGGAGGCGGCGGAGGAGGCGGCCGAGACCCCGAGGGGGAAGCAGCAGCAGAGGCAGGGUCGCGCCUCCGUUGGAAGCCUGGGCUGAGUGCAGCAGGGGUCUCUGCGGCGGCGUGAGCAGACGCCCUAGACCUCGCCUCACUCGCUCGCCCCAGAUUCAUUACUAAUCAUGGGUGCAUUUUUGGAUAAACCCAAAACUGAGAAACAUAAUGCUCACGGUGCUGGGAAUGGUUUACGUUAUGGCCUGAGCAGCAUGCAAGGAUGGAGAGUGGAGAUGGAAGAUGCACACACAGCUGUUGUAGGUAUUCCUCACGGCUUGGAAGACUGGUCCUUUUUUGCAGUUUAUGAUGGUCAUGCUGGAUCCCGAGUAGCAAAUUACUGCUCAACACAUUUAUUAGAACACAUCACUAAUAAUGAAGACUUCAGGGCAGCUGGAAAGUCAGGAUCUGCUCUUGAGCCUUCCGUGGAAAAUGUCAAGAAUGGUAUCAGAACUGGCUUUUUGAAAAUCGAUGAAUACAUGCGUAACUUUUCAGACCUCAGAAAUGGAAUGGACAGGAGCGGUUCAACUGCAGUGGGAGUUAUGAUUUCACCUAAGCAUAUCUACUUUAUCAACUGUGGCGAUUCACGUGCUGUUCUGUAUAGGAAUGGACAAGUCUGCUUUUCCACCCAGGAUCACAAACCUUGCAAUCCAAGGGAGAAGGAGCGAAUCCAAAAUGCAGGAGGCAGCGUAAUGAUUCAACGUGUUAAUGGUUCAUUAGCAGUGUCUCGUGCUCUGGGGGACUAUGAUUACAAGUGUGUUGAUGGCAAAGGUCCAACAGAACAACUUGUUUCUCCAGAGCCCGAGGUUUAUGAACUUUUAAGAGCAGAAGAGGAUGAAUUUAUCAUCUUGGCUUGUGAUGGGAUCUGGGAUGUAAUGAGUAAUGAGGAGCUCUGUGAAUUUGUGAAAUCUAGGCUUGAGGUAUCUGAUGACCUGGAAAAUGUGUGCAAUUGGGUAGUGGACACUUGUUUACAUAAGGGAAGUCGAGAUAACAUGAGUAUUGUGCUAGUUUGCUUUUCAAAUGCCCCCAAGGUCUCAGAUGAAGCAGUGAGGAAAGACUCAGAGUUGGAUAAGUACUUGGAAUCACGGGUUGAAGAAAUUAUGGAGAAGUCGGGUGAGGAAGGAAUGCCUGAUCUUGCCCAUGUUAUGCGCAUCUUGUCUGCAGAAAAUAUCCCAAAUUUGCCUCCUGGGGGAGGCCUUGCUGGCAAGCGCAGUGUUAUUGAAGCUGUUUAUAGUAGACUGAAUCCACAUAGAGAAAGUGAUGGGGGUGCUGGAGAUCUAGAAGACCCAUGGUAGCCUUAUAAACCUUCUAAAAUGCUUUUGAUUCUGAAAAUUGGGGGAAAAAAACUUUUAAUCACAAUUUUCUUCAAUACAAGGGAAAAAUAUUCUUGUGGAUUUCCAACGUUUUGUGAUACGAGCCGAAAAUCAUUAGCAUUUCCCAUCAUUUGUUCACAUUUGUGUUUUCUGAUAAUUGCCACUUGUAGCAUUGCCUGUACUGCAGUAUUUUUGCCAACCUCAGGCAUACUGGUUACAUCUGUAUUGAACUUUUGGCCCUAGAAACCAAUGGAAUUACUUCACCACAAAUCACAAUUGGGCCUGAGGUGCAUGGGAAUAUAGUUAGCUGUACUCUGAAGAUACAUUAUGUUUUUUUUUUUUUAAACAAGACACAACAUAUAAGCAUGUAAGAGUAAAGAAUUAUAUGAGAUGUUCCUUUUUUCAGUUCACCAAGUUGGAAGCCUUUUGCAGCUCUGUGGCUUGAAAUUUCAUUUGAGCAAUUUACUAUAGGAUAUAUAUUUAUUAUUAAUUGUUAUUUAAUUUUUUUCCAAUUUUACCUGUAUUACCAAACUGGGUUCUCCAAUAAUGUCCAAAUUGUAAUGUUGCCUGCUUCAAGAUAAAGUGUAUUUGGCAAUAAUAUUAUAAACCCUUACAAAUUUUAUGCAUGUAUUUACUACAUCCUUCAAAUCUCACUACAAAAUCUUUGAAACCAAAUGGAUUAAUUUAUGGCUAUUUAUAAUUUGCUUUGACAUCUCACUGCUGCAAAUUUUUUAAAUGAUGAAAUUUGCCUUUAUAAUGUAAAUUGUGAUUUUUGUUUUACAUGUGGGUUUCUAUAGUUUUAAUUUUUCAGCUUUUAAGAUACAAGUUUUGUGUAAUUUGGUAUAAUUUUUAAUUGUUUAUGUUAUUUUAAAAGCUCAGAAUAUCACAUUGAAAUGACUAUAAAUACAUUUAAAAUUAUCUAUUUUAGAUCUAAGGAAAUAUUACAGAGAUAUUUUCAUGGGUUCAGUAACCUUUCAUUUUAUAACAUUGGGCACGGUACAGAGUGGCUGUCACAUAAGGUACUUGAAGAUUAUUAGUUUAAUUCUAUUUUUACAAUAACCUUGAAUUCUUUUUUGAGUUUUGCAUGUAUCCUAUUAAUGCUGAACACGAGAAUAAAAUAUUUAUCUAAAAGAAGCUAUUGGGGAAGGAGAAGCGAUGAAUGUAUCCAUUUGUACAUGGCUUACAUGUUGUGGAUGCUUUGUAAACAUUUCCCUAUAUGUUUAAAUUGUGUUUCAGCAGGAUGUAAUUGCCCUUGUGUGUAGUUAAAAUAAGUCAUCAUCUGGUCCUAAGUGAAAUGGAAUUCAUGGUAUUUUCUGUAACAUUUUCCUGAAGCUGUGUCUGGAGAGCCACACAUUUGAAUUCAGACAGCUUCCUUGAUCAUUUGAUUUAUUGUGCACCUGAUUUUUGGUCUAAAAGGAAUUAUUGCCACGAUAUAUUUUAUUUAUUCUUUAGAUUUUAGCCUUGUAAGUUAAAGUGCUUUACAUGAUGAUGUAAAAAGCUAUUUGUCCCUUUACCGGGUUUGGGGGGGGUGUUAAAAGAUAGGGAAUGAAGAAUGCAAAAUGGUUUAUUGUUCAAACUGUCCACUCUGAUCCAACCCUGUACUGAUAGUACCUUUCCAGUAUGAUAUUGUGAUGUUUCAUACAAUGCAGUGAACAUAACCAACUUGUUACCUAAAUAAAGAAUUGAUAAAAAACAGUGUGACAUA
Hipposideros armiger (great roundleaf bat) is the source of this 3389-nucleotide messenger RNA. RefSeq names its product protein phosphatase, Mg2+/Mn2+ dependent 1B (gene PPM1B). NCBI's taxonomy places the organism in Eukaryota, Metazoa, Chordata, Mammalia, Chiroptera, Hipposideridae. The record is from RefSeq and is a predicted model, not a curated record. Gene Ontology annotation, biological process: protein dephosphorylation. Bases 503 to 1666 code for a protein of 387 amino acids. Gene Ontology annotation, molecular function: magnesium ion binding; manganese ion binding; protein serine/threonine phosphatase activity. The transcript is spliced from 6 exons.